Molecule: messenger RNA, 1395 nt
Organism: Trematomus bernacchii (emerald rockcod)
Lineage: Eukaryota; Metazoa; Chordata; Actinopteri; Perciformes; Nototheniidae
Exons: 2
Coding region: 55-753 (232 amino acids)
Source: RefSeq, a predicted model, not a curated record
AGGAAGAGAGGAAAAGAAGAAGAAGAAGGAUAAGGAGGAGGAGGCACUGAGAGAAUGACAAACAAAACUGUCCAGCUGGUCAGAAAGUGGGUGGGCCUCAACACACACUCCACACGGGGCAUCAUCUUUCUCCCAUGUGGAGAGGGGGGGCUGGGAGUCCCCAAUGUCGAGUGGACCUACAUAGCCACCAGGCUAGCCCACCUGGUCCACAUGCUUAACAAUGAUGAUGUCACCGUAAGAGAAAUGGCCAGGGCCUCUCUCCUGUUGGAUCUACAAAGAAGGAAGAUCCCCCUGGCCAGCGCAGACCUGAACAACUUCCUCGGCUUCAGGAGGAAAGACUCUGGGAAACUGGACUCUCAGGCCAAGGGCUUCGGGGUCUGGUCUGACUGGCCAGAUAACACACAGACUGAAGUCCCCGUCUCUGAUGAACUGAUCACAGACCCCAGUGUGGUUGUGAAGGCCGACAUCACAACACCUCAGGAAGAGACUGUGGAACUGCACAGAGACUCUGCAAGGAGAGUUCUGCUCAGCAUGAAGCAGUCUGAGAUCAGGCAGCACUGGUGUGGACUCAGAUUACAGGGAAAGCUAGCCUGUUUGGGGUUUGCUGACCACUCAGUCUCACACUCAGUGUUUAAGAACGCCGCUGUUAGUGAGGAUGUUCUGACAUUUACCAUCAAAGCAAGACUGCAGGUAUUACCCACUAGGUACAAUCUGUCCACCUGGUACCCUCACAUUCACACUCCAUUCUGUUGAAACCAUCAGGAUUCACAACAACACCUAGAAUCAAUUGCACACAUAACAAAUGGAUGUAAUGCAUACAAACGCCUGUACAUAGCCCGUCAUGACCGUAUUGUGGACAUUGUGUCUGAUGCGGUACAAAACAUCUUACCAUCUAGCGCAGCAAUGUACAAGCACACUAGAUUGUUACCAGAAUGGUUUGGUUUUUACCAAUGAUGUCUUUGCUAACAUCCCAAAUACACCUGAUGUGGUUUUUGUUGACACCGACCACAGGGAGGUGCUAAUAUUAGAAGUAGGCUGUGCCUUUGACCUGUACAUGGACCAGGCUUUCCAGGACAAGUAUAUCAAAUACCAACCACUGCUCAAUGUGAUAACCAGCUUUGGGUACAAGUGUAGAUAUAGCAUACUCAUAUUCGGAAGUCUUGGCCAUAUAUAUAUAAAUGCACCAUGAUUGGUCUGAGAAUUGCUGGAAUGUCAAAGAGAAAAGCCAAACAAAUUGCCAAAUAUUGCUCUGUUUCAGCUAUUAUUGGCAGCUUAGCCGUGUGGAGAAGGAGAUGCUAUGUGUUCCCCUAAGUGUUCUGUGCUGCUUAGCCCCGAUAUUUGAUUCCCUGUCUUAUGUAAUAUAAUUUGUGGAACCAAAUAAAGUAUUCAAGUGUG